CUACAACCCCCAGACGGCCAGGCGGCAGAGGUGGCUGAGGGGUAGCGCGAUGUUUGUGGCGGUGGAGGCUGGCUGCUGCUCUAUAUCACUGGCUGCGGAGCUGCUCCCGCUCCUGCUCUGGCCUCAGGAUGAUCGUGGCUCCGGCGGCCGAGAGAAACAAGGAGCCCAUCCUGGCUGUCAUCCGGCAGCAGCUGAGACCCCGAGCGCCGGCGCUGGCGCUGGAGUUAGCCUCAGGAUCCGGGCAGCACCUGAUGCACUUCGCCCAGGCUCUGCCCAACGUAGUGUGGCAGCCGUCUGAAGUGGAUCCCCGGGCCCUGGAGAG
Molecule: messenger RNA, 322 nt
Organism: Rhincodon typus (whale shark)
Lineage: Eukaryota; Metazoa; Chordata; Chondrichthyes; Orectolobiformes; Rhincodontidae
Product: methyltransferase-like 26
Exons: 1
Source: RefSeq, a predicted model, not a curated record